Messenger RNA from Mercurialis annua (annual mercury), 3435 nucleotides. Its product is annotated as E3 ubiquitin-protein ligase HOS1. NCBI's taxonomy places the organism in Eukaryota, Viridiplantae, Streptophyta, Magnoliopsida, Malpighiales, Euphorbiaceae. Gene Ontology annotation, molecular function: ubiquitin-protein transferase activity. The transcript is spliced from 10 exons. The record is from RefSeq and is a predicted model, not a curated record. The coding region runs from base 166 to 3048 and encodes 960 amino acids. Gene Ontology annotation, biological process: protein ubiquitination.
AAAUGCUAAUUUGAAUUCUCUUUAUUCUGGCUCCCCUGCGCCUAUGGCACCGUCACCGUUUUCUUUAACUUCUCUUUAAAAUGCCAUAUUUCUUCCAUUUUUUGUUCUUAAUCUAAUAUAUUAUUUUGAAAGAAUUCGUUUUCAAGUUUAAAAAGUCGAAAACCAAUGGAGCAAAACCUUAUGAACGGUCGGAUUUCACCUCCCACCUCCGUAAAUCGCGGCAGAACCGCUAGACCAACGAGUACGCCUCUCCAGCCUAACUACAGUAGCCGAGCUGUUCAAGAAGCAUUGGAACACUUAGCAUGUGUUAAUUUAAUCGAGUUAUGCAGCGAAGCGAAAGUCGAGCAUUGUCGUGCAACUAGAGAUUUACGAAGUUGUGGACGCUAUGUACAUUCUGCAUUGAUCUCAUGUGGGCAUGCCUCGUUAUGUUCAGAAUGCAGUCAACGGUGUGAUCUUUGUCCAAUAUGUAGAAUCCCUCUUCCAAAGAAUGGCAAUAGGCUCCGACUUCGCCUAUACUACGAGUGUAUAGAGGCUGGCCUUCUUUCUAAAACGUGUGAUGAAAGGUUUCAGGAGAAAGAAGACGGAGAGGAUCAAUUGGCUGCUGAUGUUCAACGGCUUUACUCUUUAUUUGAUGUUGCUCUGGAUAGUAACUUGGUUUCUAUGAUCUGUCACUAUGUAACAGAUGUUUGUAUGGAUGAAAGUGCCGUGUCCAGCGACCCUGUUGUUGCUUUCUUGUUGGACGAAGUUGUUGUGAAGGAUUGGUGCAAGCGAACAUUCAGAAGCAUUUUAUUGGAACUCCAAGAGCUAUAUAACCUUGAAGGAGAAGAAAUAAAGUCUCAGUCGAAUGUUCUUGUUAAGUUUUCAGGACAUCUGGCUGGAUUGUCUAAUGUUCUAGAAGUUUUGGAGUCAUCAUUUAAGGGUAAUCUUUCAGCACAGCUUCAUGACUUGCAGAUCCUUCAAGAGAGCAUUUUGAAGACAAAGCAGCAUAUGGAGAUUAUGAAAUGGUGUAUAAGGCACCAAUUUUUGGAGAAUGUCGAGUCUCGUCAUGAUAACUUUACGUCAUGGCGUUCUAUUGUUCGUCAGAGAAAAUCAGCUGCAACUUCACGUUCUUGGCCAGAUGUAGUAAAUCAAUCUGCGGACUCUAGUAUGCAAUCUGGUUCCUUGUUCAUUGAAGAUGCUUUGUCAAAUUUUGAGAUAGAACAGGGAUAUAUACAAAAUAUAGGAGAGGAAAUGGAACUUGCAUCUUUGCAGAAGGAUCGGGGGUCAUUUUUUAGGUCCAAGAUAGAGGGGGUGGCAGGAUGCUAUCCAUUUGAAAGUCUUCGAGCUGCAGUUGAUGUGCUCUUUCUGCAUGGGAGUUCUGAUAUGGUGGUUGCAAAGCAAGCAAUUUUACUUUAUUACUUUUUUGAUCGUCAUUGGACAAUGCCUGAUGAAACUUUGAGGGACAUCAUAGAAGACUUUGCAGCUACAUUUGGUAUAACCAGGCAUGCAUUAUUUGAAUCGCUGGUCUUUUAUCUUCUAGAUGACCACAAAGAUGAAGCUCUUAAGAAAGCAUGUGAACUUCUUCCUGAGAUCUCAAGCCCAUCAACUCAUCCUAAGAUCGUUCAAGUGUUGUUAGAGAGGGAAGCACCUGAAGCAGCUUUAAUGGUCUUACGGUGCUCUGGACGUGAUGGCUCUCAAAUGGUUACACUUAGGGAGGCUGUUACAGCAAUUCGGGUGAGGGUUGAGUGUGGACUUCUGACUGAAGCAUACAUGCAUCAGAGAAUGCUUUGUGCCAAAGUCAAGGAAAAAAAGCGGAAGGAUGGACUGCCUGAAGACUCUACCACUAAGUUAAAAGGUGAUUACAAGACUUGGGAGGACUGGGUGGAGGUGUUAGUAAGUGAGAUUUGUUGUCUUUGCAUCAAGAUCAAAUUGGUUGACCGCAUGAUAGAGUUGCCCUGGAGCUUAGAUGAGGAAAAACAUAUUCAUAAAUGUCUUCUAGAAUGUGCAAUCGAUGAUCCUUCGUCAACCACCGGAAAUCUUCUUGUUGUAUUUUAUCUUCAGCGUUACAGAUAUGGUGAAGCAUACCAAGUUGACCUGGAACUUCAGAAUGUAGAGCGAGAUUUUAUUUCAAAGCAUUCUGUCGAUAAAGAAAUUCUUUCAAGAAUGAGAUCCGCUAGUAACUGGAGAGCAGGACUUGUUGCUAAAUCCAUUGAGUUGCUACCACAAUCCCAACAGCAACUAGCAAAAGCUGGAAAACUAUCACCCGACUCCUAUAAUAUAUCUGGCGAACAAGUUGAAAUGCCAACAAAGUCUGAUCUUCCCACAGUACAACUGCCAAAUUCAAGCAGCAUACUGAUUCCCCCAUACGAUGGUUCCUCUCCUCUUCUGCAGACAAAUAAUACAACACCAUUUAUAUCAUCAGUUCUGGAAACACCAAUACCCAGCAAGUCUGUUAACAAGCCUCAUUUUGAAGUUGGUAAUAUUGAACUUUCAUCGCGUCCGCAUGAAAGGUCGUCUACACAAGUUAGGUUUCACAGGAGUGCGAGAUAUGAUGGAACCCCAACUCAUGGUUUCCCUCGUGGUAGUCCAAUGAGCUCCACACCAUUAAAGGAUAUUAACCGAACUUCUUCCAAAGUGCUACCAGACAAUCGCCUGUUUCAUGGUCAAAUGGAUAAAUUGUCUCCAGCAAUGGAACAAAAUGGGUUCAGUUACAUGUCACCGCAAGCACCCAGAUCUUCUCACAGGAUCACGACCAAUCCAAUUGCUAUGUCUCAUGGUAGCCGUGGCUUCCCUAAGGAUUCUGCACGCUCUUCUAGUAAAGAGAUUCAUUCUCUUAGACCAGAUGACGGGUCUUGGAACAUAAUAUCUGGAGAUGAUUUAAUGGACACCGGUGCAAGUGGCAGAGAGAGGAGUUUCACCAAUGAAGGAAAUGUAAAUGGUGGGCCACGAUGGAGGUCUGAUGAAUCCAGCGACGAGGAAGGGGAGUAUAAUUUAGAGAAGGCUGUCGGAGGAGCUUCUAUUACAACAGCUAGAAGAGGAAUCAGAAGAAGUAGAUUUGCUAAAAGAUGAAAAUCAAUGUCGGCCAUUCUGAAUACAAAUGAUCCCCGUGUUUAUGUGUGAUUGUUCUUCAAAUUAAUCCAUGAUUUUUGUGGGGUUAAGAGGGCUGCACUGCUGAAGCAACAUGAAUGAACGGUGAAGCAAAGCCAUAAUUUUGUUUGGUUAAAGACGGUGGCACUGCUAAAAAGCAAGUUUCCCUGUGAGGUAUACAAGCAUAUAGUUAGUAUUUAUAGGUUGGUGGGUUGAAAGAUCCAAGCCCGUGAGAUUCAGGGUCAACCUAUUUUUUUUUUGUUCUCAAUUGUGGGUGGAUACUUGAUAUUUUUGUAUCAUGGCCAGUAAUUAAAAUCCUGUAUCAAAUUUCCCGUUUUCCUAUUUUGCAGUUCCCAGAAGUUUUUGCAA